Messenger RNA from Hyaloscypha bicolor E, 950 nucleotides. RefSeq names its product Gar1-domain-containing protein. Gene Ontology annotation, cellular component: box H/ACA snoRNP complex. NCBI's taxonomy places the organism in Eukaryota, Fungi, Ascomycota, Leotiomycetes, Helotiales, Hyaloscyphaceae. The transcript has 4 exons. Gene Ontology annotation, molecular function: box H/ACA snoRNA binding. Bases 1 to 645 code for a protein of 214 amino acids. Gene Ontology annotation, biological process: snoRNA guided rRNA pseudouridine synthesis; ribosome biogenesis. The record is from RefSeq and is a predicted model, not a curated record.
AUGUCAUUCCGGGGAGCACCACGCGGUCGCGGCACCGGCGCAAAUUUUGGAGGGGGUGGAGGCAGAGGCGGCGGGGGAUUUGGAACUCGUGGAGGACGAGGUGGAUUCCAGCAAAGAGACAACGGACCUCCAGCCGAUGUUCUUGAAAUGGGGACCUUCCUUCACGCAUGCGAAGGAGAAAUCAUCUGCGAGUCGAUCAACACGAAGAUCCCAUACUUCAAUGCUCCCAUCUACCUCCAAAACAAGACUGCCAUUGGCAAGGUCGACGAAAUCCUCGGUCCGAUUAAUCAGGUGUUCUUCUCAGUUAAGCCAUCAGAAGGUAUCCAGGCAACCUCAUUUAAGGCAGGAGACAAGUUCUACAUUGGCGGCGACAAGUUACUUCCUUUAGAAAAGUUCUUACCGAGACCCAAGCCACCUCCAGGAGCACCAAAGCCAAAGCGAGCAGGAGGCGCGAGAGGGGGUAGAGGCGGACCCAUGAGAGGUGGACGAGGAGGCUCACGAGGAGCACCCAGAGGCAGGGGUGGUUUCAGUGCUGGCGGAAGAGGGGGCCGUGGUGGUGGGGGCUUCUCGAGAGGUGGAAGCACUGGCUUCCCACCGCGGGGAAGAGGCGGUGCGAGGGGUGGAUUCACACGGGGACGUGGUUGAUCACCUAUAACUGGAGUGCUGCAUCUUCCUUGUGUAGAUAUCUCGGCGUUUUCGGCUUGCGUAUCAGGUGUUUAAGUUGCCAGGGGUUGGCUGCUGGAAAUCGAAUCAAAAUUUGGGCCAGAUUCGGGGUUUUAUCCUGAUCAGUGCAAAAUCCAUGUCCACCUUCCGUCUAUAAUCGGCGACGGUGAUUCUGCAAUGUCCAGUAGGCUCCUGACGAUUGUUCCGCCAGUGGAUCGACACAAAUUGAGACUUGAAUCAGAAGGCAUGAGAAUUGCAAUUGGUCAAUUUGACAUAUUACUUUGUCC